GAGAAAGAAAAGCGAAAAGAGGCGGGAAAAGGUUUUCCACAGCCGCUCCCCCUCAUCUUCCCUCUUCCUCCUCCCUCCUGUCCUUGUUCAAAUGGAAAGCCAAGGGAUCUCCUCCGUCGAUUGCCAUUAUCUUCCGGAUGAAGAAGCCUUGCCCGUCGGAUCACCGGAUAAUCUAGGGUUUCAAGGAGAAGAUCUGCUGGAUACAGCUGAAGCAGCUGAUCCUUCCCCCCUUCCCGAGGCCGUCGUCCUCACCGAUGAUCUCCGAAACAAGAUCAUAAGACAGGUUGAAUAUUACUUUAGUGACGGAAAUCUACCUACAGAUAAGUUCCUGAUGAGCCAUGUUAAGAAAGACAAGGAAGGGUUUGAUGAUGAUACUGCAAUAAUUGGAUGCACGAUAAUGGUUCCUAUUGCUGUUAUUGCAUCUUUUAGGAAAAUGAAAAAGCUGGUUCGUGACAAUUCUUUGAUAGUGGCUGCACUCAAGGAAUCGACUCAGCUUGUUGUGAGUUCAGAUGGAAAGAAGGUGAAGCGGAUUCAUCCACUGCCAGUAACUGAGGUCAAGGAUGCUGAGCAAUGCACUGUUUUGGUAGAGAAUUUGCCAAAGAGUUACACUACUGAGAACAUUCAGAGGAUAUUUGGCGGUGCUGGAAAUAUAAAGAAUAUUUAUAUCCGUGAUCCACAUGCCAUGGAAGGGCCCAAAAAAGUCAGCAUGGCUGAGAAGUUGAUAAGUGGUAAGAUAUAUGCUCUUGUGGAGUAUGAGACAGUGGAGGCAGCUGAGAAAGCUGUGGCAACCCUAAAUGAUGAGAAUAAUUGGAGAAGUGGAAUGCGGGUUAAACUUCUCAAGCGAAUGGGUAAGUUUGGGCUGUCAAAGAAAAAUGUUAAAGCAGCUGUCUCUGAGAAGAAUAACAAUGUACCAGCAUCUGAAGCUGCUGGUGAUGAGAACCCUAAAACUGGUCACCUUGAGGAGACACAUGAACCAGAGCAGUAUGCGGGGGGGCACUCACCAACUGAGAAGACUGGACGAAGAGGUCGAAACCGCGGCCGAUUUAGAGGUCACAAACAUCAUAGCACUAAUGGAUUGGGGCAUGGAACCUUGCACUCUGGUGCUGGUAUUAAAUGUUCGAAUCCACCUCGUGUUCCAAGAAUGCCUGAUGGAACAAGGGGUUUCACAAUGGGACGAGGUCGGCCACCUGUCUCCACUCAAAAUUAACACAUGAUUUGGCGAUGUUCCCUUCCGGAAACUUUAGAUCACUCCAAUGGUAUUCUACUUCUAGGUUGGAGUGAUGUGUGAAAGCUGUGUAGGGGUUGCAAUCAAUAACCUCACAAAUUUAACUUGGUUUUUGUACAAAUGGGGCUCCAUGCAAAUGCAAUCAUCCUACAGACUACAGUUACACAAUUGAAUUUUCUUCCUGUUCUAUAAGCCCCAAAUGAGUUUGGUUUAACGAUA
Nelumbo nucifera (sacred lotus) is the source of this 1444-nucleotide messenger RNA. RefSeq names its product RNA-binding protein (gene LARP6A). Gene Ontology annotation, molecular function: mRNA binding. Gene Ontology annotation, biological process: RNA processing. NCBI's taxonomy places the organism in Eukaryota, Viridiplantae, Streptophyta, Magnoliopsida, Proteales, Nelumbonaceae. The record is from RefSeq and is a predicted model, not a curated record. Gene Ontology annotation, cellular component: nucleus; ribonucleoprotein complex.